AUGACGGAUGUUGCAGGACUAGUUGUUGGCGUCGCUGCUCUGUGGCAGACCGCUGUCACGAUUUAUGAGCUGGUCGAUUCUUCGCGGCAGUAUGGCAUGGACUACGAGAUUCUCAAUGUCAAGUUCGAGGUUGAGCGUGUCCGGCUGGUCUGCUGGGGCGACGCCGUUGGGCUAAAGAGCCUAGUAGUGUCACGCGACUCGAACCAGCCUCCACAGAGCUCGGGUGCCGGAGACACUCAGGCAUCGAACGAAGGUCCGAAUCCAAGGCCAGAUCCACGUCUCAACCGUGAGGAUAUACGCACCGCCGUGAUCCGUCUCCUCAGCUGCAUUCAGCACGCAUUCGAAGACACAAGCCGCCUCCAGGAUCGAUACGGAUUGCAGCCCUACAGUAGUACCGAUGCCGCGAUCGUCUUGCAAUCCGAAGAGACGAAUCUUCCGCCGUCGCAGACACAGCGCAUCCUCCAUGGCGUCUUCAAGCGUGCCUACGAAAACCUGCGCAAGGUGGCGCGGGACCGGCAACGUGAUACACCGCUCACGCGAAGGACGGUAUGGGCAGUGCGCGACCGCAAAAAGUUCAUGGUGCUUGUCGCCGAACUGCGCGGCUUCAACGAUAGCCUCGAGAGCCUCUUUCCCGACGCCCAAGCGCGGGCGGCCGAGGCCAUGAGGAGCGACAUCGACGCCGCCGUGGGGAUACGCGAAUUGGCCCUCCUGCAGCAGGCGACGGCCGGUGAGCAUGAGGCACUGUCUGAGCGCGUGAGCAUACGGCUCGACGAACUGGGCGUGUCGCUGUCGGCCAGGACCGAGCUGCUGUCUGUGUCGGGAGCUCGGAGCGAUACGGAUAGCGAAGCCACGGUCGAGAACGUUGGAAAUGCACAAGAGGAAGCACAAGAGGAAGCAGACGAGGAAAUCAGACGAGAUGAUCGAGAGGGGGGCCAGCAGACAGGACCUAAAAUGACCGAGUUGGAGAAGCGGCUGGGUGAGCUAGAGCUGUUUGUCUCCAAGAAGAACUCAGGUGCGCUGACCACGAGAAUCUUCGGGCCCUAUUCCGGCCUUGCCCACGUCUCGGCUAUUGUCUACUGGGACGGCGAAAAGCAUGAUAGGGAUCCGCCUGUGUGGGUGGAGAGCGAAAAGGGAUUUGUAGGCGUGUCGCACGCGGCUUUUGAACUGUACAAGAGGAAAAAGUACAUGAUGAAGCACCGCCGGGACAAGUAUGAGUCACCCGACUCAGAGGACUACGUACUACUUGAUCCCGAGAGCCACGUCAAGCUAGAGAAUGUCAAUCCCGGGACUGUUACGGUGGAAGGUUUCGGACUCGAAUGCUGGGACUUUGAGGAAACAAAACCAAGGGAGCAGACUAUCUUUGUCAACCGUUCAAAGCUCCCGGUUUUACGUGCUUGCAGACUGUUGCGCCGGCUGAACGAGAUCCAAACAAAGUCAGGCAAGUUCGGAUGGAGCCCAACGACGGAGGAGUUAAAUCUCAAGGAGUUUGUUGGCACUCUCGGCAUCGUCUACUACGACCAGAACGCCGCGAAAGACCCAAAACGCUGGAUUGGGAAUCUCUUCGACCUCAUGAACCGCACCGACAUCUUUGCCGACUUUCUGACGGAAUCCACUGUUGGCUUGCAAUGGGCGAGCCCUGCGAGCGACCACUGCAUCGGCAUUUGGGACUUCCUCCGGCAGAUCAUCCUGAGCUGGGAGCUGGCGGUGAGGUUAAAGCACUACGAGAGCGGCCACUUGGGAUUUACUCCGCGAAUUCUUGCCAGCCUUAUCGUAUCCGAUCUGUGGCUCAAACACGUGAAGAUCGUCCUCGCCGACCAAAAGAUCGAGACGGAAGGCCUGGAAAGACCAGAGACGGCCGAGGAAAAAGCGAAAGCUGAAGAGUUUAAAGAGAAUGGCAACGACUCCAUGAAGCACGGUGAAUACCAGAAGGCCGUCGAUUUGUACACGGAAGCCAUGAAGAUCGACCUCGGUAACGCCGUGUACAGAUGCAACCGGUCAGCAGCGCUUAUCGGGAUAGACAACUUCGAAGCGGCCGAGGAGGACGCCUACGUCGCGACCCAACUUGACCCCAAAUACGCCAAGGCGUGGUCCCGCAUGGGUAUGGCCAUUCUCAAGCAGGGACAGGGAAAGCGGGCAAAGAAGGCAUACGAGAGGGCAUUGAGGGUAGCCGGCAAGGAUGGGAGCCCAGCCAUGCGCAAAGGACUCGCGGAUGCCGAGGCACGAAUCAAGGAAGCGGUUAAGGCCAUCAACGAGGAACCUGACGAUGAGAAGGCGCAUAACCUGCGAUCCGCCUUUCUCGACGAAGACUGGGAGAUCAUGGGCAAGACACUGGAGCUGCACUCGCUCGUACACGAGCAGCAGGUUGAGGGCCUCCUCCACUUCGCGGAGCGCAUCAAGUGGCCCUACAUCAACGAGGUCCGCGACUAUGCCGAAGAUGCGUACAGCGCCCUCCGUAGUGGCAGUACCCUUAACAUCCACCUGCAUGACUGGCUCUUUGGGAUCACUCUCCCAGGAAAAUGGUUCGCCUUCAAGAUCAUGACAGCGCUGAUCCUCUGCACUCCGAGCCUCAGGGACAAGGUCGGCAUUGCCCAUUACUACGACUGCGGCCUGUCACUGCCCACGCGCUCAUACUGGCGGGUCAGAACGGUGUUGGGCCGUGUGCUGGGUUGUCUGCCCGGUGUGAUCUCCCUCUGCGGCUGGAUCGGACCCUGCCCGCGUGUCGACUUCGAACCUUCCCUCGAGGUACCCACCAAACCUCGCCACAUCCGCAUCAAAACCCGUCGCGUCGCUCCCAUCGAGCACCACUCCGACUCGGCCGACGGCAUCAUCCAUCUUGGCGGCCACCACAAUCCCUACUACUCGGCUACCCGGAUCCAGCCCAACGAGGAAAUCGAUCCCUACCUUGCUGACAUGAAGGACUCGUCCAAAUGGAUCAUCCCGGAGCCGCCGGUGCGCGACAUCAGCACUUGCUCCAUCGAAUCGAUCAAACUCACCAAACUUCCCCUCCGUACCGACAUCGCCCAGAAGGCCGCCUCCUCCUCUUCUCCGGACAACGACUCUUCAGAUUUGUUGGAUAUCGAAAACGAGACCGAAUACCGUGCCAGCAUUGUCUUCCGCCGCGACGACAACACACCCGACCCCAUCACCUACAAGCUUUACACCAACCCCAUCUUUGUCAUCCCGCCUGCUUGUCACCCCGGGCCCAAGGGCGACGGCUCCCAUGAGGUCCACAUGCGUGAGCUGAGAUACUACCGGAAUAUCUGGUCUAUCGAGCGGCUGAAGGAGCAUACACCGGAGGCCGAUCUCGACGAGAAUGAGGGUGAGGCACCGGUGAUGGUGAUCAAUGCAACAGGGAAGGGGGCCGAGGCGUUGGCGAGGGCGUGGUGUUCUGAGCGCGGCCGCAAUGCGGUGAUCAGAAAGGAGGGAGGGCCGUGUUUUGUCUGUGCCGUCAGGGCAGCCGGGCUGGGCGGGCUGGGUACGGGGGUAUUGAUCUGGACUGGAUAA
Molecule: messenger RNA, 3504 nt
Organism: Dichotomopilus funicola
Lineage: Eukaryota; Fungi; Ascomycota; Sordariomycetes; Sordariales; Chaetomiaceae
Product: small glutamine-rich tetratricopeptide repeat-containing protein 2
Exons: 2
Coding region: 1-3504 (1167 amino acids)
Molecular function (GO): protein binding
Source: RefSeq, a predicted model, not a curated record